AUGAAAAAGGCUUACGAGUACUUCUCUAAUAAGCAUCUUAAAAAUCAGAAUCAGCCAACUGAUAGAAAACAUCAUGCAGGCAGUAUCGAUAUCCAUCAACUAAAAAAUAAGGAUAGUCAGCCAAUGCCUAGCAAAAAAGAGAUAAAAGAGCCUUCUGUUAUCAUGAGUUAACAAGUAUCUGGACAAAGCUCUCUUAAAAACUCUAAAAAUGCUAAACCAAGUACAAAUAAUUAGAAUAGUCAGUACAGCUAUUUACUGUAGGAGGCACAGAAGAAUCACAAUGCCAAUCAUGGUAAGGUGAUAAAUCUUCAAUCCUAAUAGUUAGAUGGUGAAGAAUUUGUGAAAAUGAACAGAGUAAAAUCUUAUGGAAAUUUAUCAAGCAAAGCUAGUGCUUAGCAAAAGCUGCAUUAAUAAUAGCUUCUAAAUGGGCAAGUUCCCUCAAAGCAGAUAAUUGGGAAUUACUUCCAUAUCAAUCAAAAUAAUUCAACAAAUAUCAACUAGAACAUAAGUGCAUCAGUUAUUAAUCCUCAUGAUUUAUACAAGCAGGAAAAACUCUCAAGAGAAGAUGCCACAACGCUGCUUCUUCAUUAUUCAAGCAAUUUACAAAAUAAGAGUUUUGAGCCAGAGAGUAUUAUCAGCUCUUAGAGAGAUAGCUCACCCAAAUUUCUACAAAUCAAUCUUAAAAUGUUCAAUAACUAUCUUACUAGCAAUAAUCCAUAGAAUAUAAACACAUCAAAUUAGUUUUAACCGUCAGGUAAUAGAUUCAAUGUCUUAGAUUAGAAAAUAUAUGAAGAUGAAAAUAAUAACAGUAUUUAGAUGAAUAUUCAAAAUCAGUAGUAGUAGAUUACUCCUCAAAUCAUGUAAUUGAUCUAAUAGCACCAAUAAAGUAUUAAUGCCAAGAGUAGCAGUAAGGAAAGGCUUAGGAAAGCAAGAGAUCCAAUCAACAAUAAAAUCACAUAAGAUGACGAUACUUUAAAAAUGAUAUCUUAAGUUUCAAAAAAAUCUAUAGAAAUAUAGCAAUAACUUGAAAAAAAUAAAGUCAAUUUGACUCUUGAUUUUAUUAAUUAACUAAAUAGCAACAGCAGCAUUUAGGUAAAAAAUAAUCAAAAAGUUAGCACAAAAAACAUCCACAAAAUAAAUUAUGAAGACUCUGGGGCAACAUUUCAAAACAAUUUUUCUUAAUCAUCUCUAAAUACUAAUGUUUAAACUGCAAGCUAAACUAUCCAGUAAAGUUCUGGAGAGAAGAAGAGACCUGCUUCUGAAAUAGGUUCAUCAUUGUACAAUAGAUGUUAAAACAAUAUUUAGAACAAUAAAAAUUAAUAAAAACUCAAACCACUCUAUGUUGAAAAACCAUUAAAUGGAUUUUCAAAUAUAACUCAGCAAAAUUCAAUGGCAAAUCUUAACAGACUAGGUUCUUAUAGUAGUUGCAGUUUGCUUCAAGUUGGAGCAAAUGCAGUUAACUCAUAGAGCAUUAUUCUUGAUGAUAGCAAUAUUUAAGACGAAGUGUCUCCAACUAAAAAAAAUCAUGUAACAGUCCUUGUUUCAAUGCUUGACGAAAAGAAUAAGUACAUAAAGCAGCUGCAUAAAAAGAUAGAUAAGCUAAAUGAUAUCAUUGCAAACUACUAACAAAAUAAUACAGUAAAUUAUCAUGAUAGUAUAAAGAGAACUGCUUCUUAUAAUAAGAGUAGAUUUAAAUAAUCAAGUAAUUAAAAAGACCCUUAUCAAAACUCUCCAAGUUUAAGUAAAAGCAGAAGUCAAUAAAACAUAUAAAGAGCAAAGAGUUCAUUAUAAAUAUCAAAUCAACCAUCAAAUAGUAGAAUGAAGCAGAAAUUGAUUGUAAGUUAGAUGAGAUCUUAGGACAAUAACCUUAUGAAUGUAAGUAUUCAUGAAUUGAAUGAAGUAAGUGUGAAUUCUAAUAAACUAGUGAAGCAAAUGGAUAUAAAUAUUAAUAAGGCACUUGAAAAUCUUGAAUCUAUGAAACAAUAAAACUUGAUUAUAUUUAGAGAAUUGUUUUUGAAUGAGCCUAGUUCUACAGGAGAUGAUACUUCUGUUGAACUAAGUAGAGAUGUAUCUUAGAAUCGUUUAGAAAGUUACUACUAAUCGAAUGCAAUUGAAGAAUGUAACUAUAUCUCAGUUGGAGGUAAUGCUAAUGCGAGCUAAGAUGAUAGUUAUUAAGACUACCUUAAUAAUGCUGAUCUAGAUCCUUUGGAAGAUGUAAAGAAGGAAAUCAGUGAAGAUAAGAAAAGGAUAAUUAAAAGCACUUCUAACUUUAAAACAAAGAAAUCUGCUUCAAAUUCGAAAUGUGCUUCUGUAAGAGCUGGUUCUUAAAAGGCUACAGCUCGAGGAGCAGGUUCAUAAUCACAAUUAAAUAAUCAUUCAGUACCUCAAAUCAAUCCAGCAUAGAGCACAUAAAAGAAUCAAAAGUAGUAAAAUAAUUCGUAACUUAAAGUAUAAAGCAGCAACAACACAAAUUUAUAGUAGCAUAAUAGACCACCAACAAGUUCAGCAGUAUAAACUAAGCCAAAGAAAAUAGCUGUAUCAAGUUUGAACAUCGCCAAACAGAAAAAAAUUCCUUAAUAAUCAAUCAGCUCAGCAUGCGAUAACUAUCAGCUGAAUAGUAAUUUCCAAUCUAUUACAACAAUUAGAGAGAUUGAUAAAACUCCAUAAUCAAGCCAGAGUGUUAGUGUAAAUAAUCUACAUCAGUAAUAAUUCUUAGUCGAUUAGCUCAAUCAGUAUAAAGCUCAAGUCAAAGUGAAAGAUAAAAAGCUUGAUAAACACAAGGAAUUUAUAAAUAAAUUAAAGUAGCAACUAGAAAACGUGCUUGUAGAACAUAAGAAACAAGCAGAGCAAUUGGAGAGUUAAAAGAAGGAGCUUAGAGCUCUAAAGUGUAAGCUAUCACUUCAUUGA
Messenger RNA from Stylonychia lemnae, 2907 nucleotides. Lineage: Eukaryota; Ciliophora; Spirotrichea; Sporadotrichida; Oxytrichidae. The record is from the annotation of a GenBank genome assembly.